GCGGAUGUGUAAUUCAAGUUUUCCCAGAACAAGCUAACUAGCCGGAGAGUUUCUGGUUUCUUUAGCAACCGCUGCUAAAUUGGCUGUCAUUUUAUGAUUUGUCGAUUGUGACAAAGUAUUGAUUGGCGUUCUAAUGAUAUUUAGAGUUAGAAUUUAGUUAUUGUAAAGUCGGGUGGCCUGAAAUUAAAACUAAAAACUCGCGGAGGAAAUGUUGAGCCUCGCCCACUAGCCAGCUUAACCCUGUCAGUCCUGAUCCGCUAACAGCUCAUGGAGAAGCGCAGUUAGCUCAUUUAGCCGAGUUCGCUGCCCUGCUUUCACGAAUUCACCUAAAGCGAUGCAACUGAGGUGUGUCUGUUAAAGCAUAAUGAUGGCUGGUUCCCAGUGGGAGCUUCCCCCGGAGCUGUGCUGCCGGCCCAUGGCUUUUGUGGCCCUGACGGGUCUGGAUGUUGUGUACAAUGCUGUGCAUCGGGCCAUCUGGGAUGCUUUCUGUGCCAACCGCCGAGCUGACAGAGUCCCCAUCUCCUUCAAAGUCCUCCCAGGAGAUCACGAGUAUCCCAAAUGUCGCACCAAGCGGACGUCUUAUGAGUGGUACAUCCCCAAAGGCAUCCUGAAAACAGGCUGGAUGAACAAGCAUCUGAACCUGGUUCCUGCUCUGGUAGUUUUAUUUUACGAGCUGGACUGGGAUGAUCCGCAGUGGAAGGAGAAACAGUCUGAAUGUGCGACUAAAGUGGAGAUUGUCAGGACCAGUCUCCAGGGCCGGAACACCAAAGUGGCCGUGGUUUUAAUCCAAAAGAAAACUCCUUUACCUCCAGGUGAGGACCUGGUAGCAUCAGAGAGAGCACAAGCUCUGUGCACCGCCUGUGAUUUGUCCGGCAAGAGCCUCUUUGUUCUGCCGCACACCGACCACCUGGUGGGCUACAUAAUCAGGUUGGAGAACGCCUUCUAUGAGCACGCUCAGACGUACUACUACACAGAGGUCCGUCGGGUCAAAUCACACAAGGAGUUCCUCAACAAAACGACACACCAGAUACUACAGAACGGCGUACAGCCUCGUUCACGAGCUCCGAGCGCACGAGACCAACAUGCUGGAGAUCAAAACCAUGGCUGGAUUCAUCAACUAUAAGAUCUGCCGCCUGUGUUUCCAGCACAACACUCCUCUGGAUGCUAUCGCUCAGUUCAGGAAACACAUGGAUCAGUGUAAGAAGAAGAUCGGCUGCGCUGAGCUGGCCUUCGAGCACUCUGCGUGGAUGUCCAAGCAGUUCCAGUCGUUCGGCGAGCUGUUCGAUGAGGCCAUCAAACUGGGUCUGGCAGCUAUCCAGACCCAGAACCCUGGUUUCUACUACCAGCAGGCCGCCUGUUACACCCAGGACAGGAAGCAGUUGGCUCAUCAGCUCUGCCAGGCCGGAGCAAGUUAUCCUUCUCCCGAUCCACUGGACACCCAGAGCGGAGGGCUGGACUUCUACGGCCAGAGACCCUGGAGACAAGGACAUCAGAGUAUCGACCCGCAGGAUGCAGAGAAAGAGAAGGUGGGAAUUCUCGCCCUGCAAAUCAAGGAAAGAGACGUACCGCAUUCUGAGCUGAUCAUAGCGCUCCUCGGUAACGCUGUGGCCCAGUUCAAGAAGUACAAGUGCCCUCGUAUGAAGAGUCACCUGAUGGUGCAGAUGGGAGAGGAAUACUACCAUGCGAAAGAUUACACCAAAGCCUUUAAGCUGCUGGACUACGUCAUGUGUGAUUAUCGCACGGAGCGAUGGUGCGCUCUGCUGACCGACAUCCUGAGCACGGCUCUGCGCUGCGCUUAUCUGAUGGCCAGCGUGAAGGACUACAUCCUCUACUGCAUGGAGCUGCUGGGCAGAGCUUCUGAAUUGAAUGAGGAGCAGAAGUCGAGGAUUGAGAAGAACCUCCUGAAAGUUCUGAUGAACGACGUGCCCGACCCCGAGCCAGACUGUGAUCCGUCUUCUGUCAGCACUGCCAGGUCGCUGUGGACCGACCGCAUGGCUCUGGCCGGGUCCAACGAGAUGACCAUAGAAGUUCAGGACUACAUCCCUUUCAUCCAAUGCAAGGCGAAAUUCCAGUCUCCCAGCUUCCAUGUGGACCAGCCCAUCCAGCUGCAGGUCUUCGUCCGGGCCGACUGUCCUCAUCCCGUGUCCUUCAACAAGCUGUCAGUCAGCCUGAGCAACCAGGAGUACAACCAGUGGUGUGUGGCCGAAUCGUCGGGUCAGGACGACAUGACGCUGUUGCCGGGGAAACCCAAAUGCUUCAGUUUCAGCUUCGUGGCAAAGACUGAAGAUGUUGGGAAGAAGAUCGAAAUGACGGGCAUUGAGCUGAUGAUGGGCAGCGACACCGGCCGCUGCGUGUUCCUGAGCUGGAGAGGGGCGGGCGGAGACGCCGCCUCCGCUCACGAAGCGCUGCAGGCCAGCAGGUCCUCGCGGCGCUGGGGCCGCGCCAACGAGGCGCUCCCGGAGCUGGACUGGGACGGCAUUACUCUGCAGCACAGCACCAUGAUCAUCUCCAGAAUCCCAAAGAUCUCUGUGGUCCUGAGCCACCAGCCUCCCAUCCUCACCAACGAGAUGUACUGCAUCCGUCUCGCCGUCCAAUCACAGGAGGACGCUGUGGCCACAGACGUCAAGCUGACGACGGGUCUGAAGCCAGGACAAGACGCCAACCUCAGCCAGACCACCCACGUGACCCUCGACGGCUCCACGGUUUGUGACGAUUCUGCUGCUUCACUGCUUCCCGAUGUGCCUCUGGGGGACCUGCAACCCGGCGGGACGCUGGAGAAAUGUAUCUACUUCCGGUGUGGGUCCACCGGGCCCCGGGUCUUCUUGUUCCAGGUGGCCUACAGCAUAGACACGGCAGUGGAAGGACGGCAGAUCAUCUGCAAAUGUCACAAGGAUGAGACGGUCACUAUCGACACGCUGGUUCCUUUUGACGUAUCCGUCAAGUUUGUGUCCACUAAGUUUGAGCCGCUGGACCGGGUCGCCGUGGACAUUCCCUUCCUGCUGCUGACGGACGUGGUUUCCUCGUCUCCGUGGCCGCUCCUGCUGGUCUCCUCGUCUCUGCAGCUGCUCUCUCUGACCAGCAACACGCCGCAGCUUCAGUCGCAACUUCAAGAAGUGGUUCUGCAGACGUCCGAGUGCGCCAGCGAGUGCUUCUGUCUGCGAUGUCCAGCAGGGACCAACAACAACAACACCGUGGCCACAGGACAGUACCUCAUCUCCUGGAGGAGGCAGUCUUCCAGCCCAGACGGUCCUCUCAUCCAGACGACAGUCACUCUACCUCACAUCAUCCUGGAGUUGGUUCCUGUCUAUAUUUAUGCAGAGUUGCCGUCGUUCGGGAGAGUCAGAGAGUCGCUUCCAGUCCGCUACCACAUAGAGAACCGAACGCCUCUGAUGCAGGAAGUGGAGAUGGCCGUCGAACCGUCGGAUGCCUUCAUGUUCUCUGGACUCAAACAGGUGCGUCUUCGUAUUCUCCCGGGCACAGAGCAGCAAAUGCUGUAUAACUAUUACCCCCUGAUGGCUGGGUACCAAACACUACCACAGCUCAACAUCAACCUGCCACGCUGCCAGACCUCCAACACACAAGCACUAAAACGCUUCCUGCCACAACGGAUCUUCGUAAAGCCUCAGGGUCGACAGCCAGAGGACGCCUCCAUUGCUGCAGCUUGAGGAGAAAAUAAAACUAUUUACUGUAAAUACAAUAACAAAGCAGCUCCGUCUUUGUUGUUUGAGAUGGUUGUUUUCACAGAAAUGUCAUUUUUAAAACACUAUUUGUUUUGGUGUAAAAAUGCACUAUGAAUCAGCUGACCAAACAUCUGAAGACCUUCGUUUCCGGGGAGUGAAAGAGACGAUGUGAGCAACAAGAGGUGAUUCUCAGCUAGCUGUGAAAAUCAUGUAUGAAUCUGAUUUGAGCUUCAUGAAAGUUUGCCUAGAGUGUAAUCCAUGGAUUGAAUGUUGUGAAGGAUCGAUUAUACUGAAGUUAUGGAAA
Molecule: messenger RNA, 3984 nt
Organism: Oryzias melastigma (Indian medaka)
Lineage: Eukaryota; Metazoa; Chordata; Actinopteri; Beloniformes; Adrianichthyidae
Gene: trappc11
Product: trafficking protein particle complex 11
Source: RefSeq, a predicted model, not a curated record